Fusarium tjaetaba is the source of this 393-nucleotide messenger RNA. RefSeq lists its product as uncharacterized. Bases 1 to 393 code for a protein of 130 amino acids. The transcript is spliced from 2 exons. The record is from RefSeq and is a predicted model, not a curated record. NCBI's taxonomy places the organism in Eukaryota, Fungi, Ascomycota, Sordariomycetes, Hypocreales, Nectriaceae.
AUGCACAUCCUCUUGCCGACUCUUCGACGCCGCCACAACCAUCUCAACACGGAUCAAGACCUCUCUGGCCCCGAUUCUCCCCUCUUCCAUCCUGAGUUCCCAAGUUCAUGUCCUCUCUGCUUCAUCCGUCGUCCCCGUCCCAAGAAGCGCCAGACUGCCCCGACCCUCAAUCUACCCAUCCUCUCUACUCGAGGGGUCCUCAGACCAUCCAGCCGUUUCCUGGUUACUGACAGGCUUCGAAACAAGCAGCAUAUCGAUCUUUUUACCGUCACUGUCGUUCUAACGAAAACCCUCCACCGUUCAUCGUCGUCAUACGCACCGCAAGUCCAAAGCCCUGAGACCACACAGACACACACAAGACUCGGCGCUUACCGCCUACGGCGUGGAUGUUGA